Messenger RNA from Harmonia axyridis, 1600 nucleotides. RefSeq lists its product as uncharacterized. The coding region runs from base 234 to 1208 and encodes 324 amino acids. Gene Ontology annotation, cellular component: AMPA glutamate receptor complex; postsynaptic density membrane. The transcript has 5 exons. Gene Ontology annotation, biological process: postsynaptic neurotransmitter receptor diffusion trapping; neurotransmitter receptor transport, postsynaptic endosome to lysosome; regulation of AMPA receptor activity. Gene Ontology annotation, molecular function: voltage-gated calcium channel activity; channel regulator activity. The record is from RefSeq and is a predicted model, not a curated record. NCBI's taxonomy places the organism in Eukaryota, Metazoa, Arthropoda, Insecta, Coleoptera, Coccinellidae.
CGUGAAUAUGACGUGAAAUUUCAUUUUUUGAAGGUGCCUGGUGUGGGUUUCGACUUUUCAAAGUGCCUGUAAGUUGACAUAACAUUUUUCGUCAGUUGUGCACUUGUGCAAGUAAUAUAGAUGUGCCAAGGCCAACCUGCGCCACGAUCAAGUACGAAGGUUGGAGGGACGUAACGCACGCCGAUCUAGGCCUAUGGACGCCACUGGAGCUGGGGCCCGUGUUCAUAACUAGGAUGAGGUCAUGUACCGUUUUAACUGGAUCAGCAGUCAUUCUACUGGCAUUGGCGUCCCUGUUCGCACUCUUAGGACAGUGUAACGGUGACAAUAAAACACUUAUUGCUUGCGGAUUCUUCAUUUUAGGAGGGCUCUCUUUAGGAUUCGGCCUAGUUAUUUUCGCAACCGCUUUGUCUGAGACCCUGAGUGAAAUCAGGGAUUAUUUAGACGAUUCCGAUUCUUCAACUCAAUAUGAUUAUCGUUACGGAUGGUGUUUUUUUGCCAGUGGGACUGCUUUCAUCUUAGCGAAUCUGGCUGCUCUCUUCUCGCUAUCUGGAUACUUGAACCGAUUCACAUCAGUCGACGAUAUGGUUCGAGUAAUGGUGCCUGGUGCAGACAGGAAGCUAAAGGAACACCAGCGCUUUUCGGGAGAAUACCUCCUGAAGCACACAACCAUCCAGCCUCGACCGACAUACGAAAUAGAGGGAUGUCGACCCAAAUUCGAGCACGAAAACAUCCGACCAGUCAUAGAAGGAGAAUGCGGUCCGUUACUAAACAAGACACCACCGGACGUCUGCACCACCAACAAAUGCGUAGAGUUCGACGUUGCCGAUUUGAACACCAGUUCCUUCCUACCAGGAGUGAUGGAGUACAAUAGUGGUUCUAACGCUUUAGCCGGACAAACUGUACCAAUCACGAUAAAAAACCAUACGCUGCCACCGCCCGUUACCUACGCCAAUCUACCGUUAACCAAAUACGGAACCCUGCCCCAUCCCGGCACCACGCUCCACCAAGGGUUCCUCGGUGUGUCGGAAAUCGGAAGUUCUAGUUCUAAUAGUUCUAGUGGUUACUGCUCCAAGAGCAAAACUCUGCAACAUCAGAGGCCGGCGAAGAAGAAGUGCGUUAAAAUCGAGACCUUUCAAACUCCAGACACUGGUUUUUGCGAGUUUAGUAAAAAGGCGAACACACUGCAGUAUUCAGGAAGUGCGGUAUGACAAAUGGUGGACGAGGUUUGAGUAGCGUAUUCUAAAGAACUAAUCGAUUAUUUUUGGUUUCUGAUGAAAGAAGGUUUAUAACAAGAUGGGAGCGAUCAUUGAUACUGAAAACUUCAUAAAAAAUCAAAUUGCAUUAAUUCGAAGCCUGAAAAUCUUUUUCGACCACAUGAGUGAAUAUGUAUUUCGGGAAUUCUCAUUUUCAUUGAUCUACUGAUCCGAUUCAGAGAACCGAAUAUUCAAAUAGAUUGAUACCGACAGAAAAGCUCAAAAUGUAUUACCGUUUCUCAGAACGGAUGUUGUCGUACAGCAGGAUUUUAUCGCUUUAUGACUGGAAGUGCUUUCGGAAGAUCGUUAGAUCAUUUUCGUUGAUAUUUCAAGUUUUUUUCUUUGUA